This is a messenger RNA of Effrenium voratum, 368 nucleotides long. The record is from the annotation of a GenBank genome assembly. NCBI's taxonomy places the organism in Eukaryota, Dinophyceae, Suessiales, Symbiodiniaceae.
GUCCAAGGAGGCCGUCCCGGAAGGCGCGCGCCGCAACUCCAUGGAGCUGCAGCCGGCGCCGCCGGAGAAGGCCCCGGAGGAGGAAGCGGAGCCCAGCGUGCCCAAGCUGGCGGAGGCGCUGGUGAAGUACUUCGGGUCCCUGGGCCGUGCCUUCGAGCACUGGGACUUCGCCAAGAAAGGCAAGUUCACGCGCGCACAGUUCUAUGCUGGCUGCGCCAGUGUGAGGCUGAACUUUCGGCAGAUCUCUGGGGUCACGGAGCGUGACAUCUUCAAGCGGAUGGAGGAGGCAGAGGCGGAGGGGCCCAAGGAUUCCGUGACCCGGGAGAAGUGGGACAAAUUCUUCGAGGGGGUGCUGCAAGGUACGCAGG